UGCUGGGUUUUCCCGGUCAGAACGUCCAGGAGUGGGGGCAGGACCAGAGAGGAGUGAGAAGGAGACGCAGAGGGACUGAAAAUGGACUGAGAAAGUAAAGAAGUCAACAUGUGUCGCGUAUUGGGAGAAGAGGAUGUCUUCCGGUUUCAGGCGGAUCCUUUAUCUUAAGUUCCCAAGUUCCCCACCCGAGACCCGACUGAGGAAACACACACACCUCGCUCUCUCGGAGAGAGAGACGACAUCCGCCCAAGACUUCCAUGGCCUCCACUACCCGCCGCCAACGCCGAGAACGCCGCUUCCGUCGUUACUUGUCUGCAGGACGGCUGGUCCGGGCCCAGGCCCUCCUCCAGCGACACCCAGGCCUCGAUGUAGACGCUGGGCAGCCCCCACCACUACACCGGGCCUGUGCCCGCCACGAUGCCCCCGCCCUGUGCCUGCUGCUUCGGCUUGGGGCUGACCCUGCCCACCAGGACCGCCACGGGGACACGGCGCUGCACGCUGCUGCCCGCCAGGGCCCUGAUGCCUACACGGACUUCUUCCUGCCACUACUGAGUCGCUGCCCUUCUGCUAUGGGAAUAAAGAAUAAGGAUGGGGAGACCCCUGGGCAAAUUUUGGGCUGGGGACCCCCCUGGGAUUCUGCUGAAGAGGAGGAGGAGGACGAGGCCUCUAAGGAGCGGGAAUGGAGGCAGAAGCUGCAGGGAGAGCUGGAGGAUGAGUGGCAAGAGGUCAUUGGGAGAUUUGAAGAUGAUGCCUCCCAUGAGACCCAGGAGCCCGAGUCCUUCUCAGCCUGGUCAGAGCGCCUGGCCCGGGAGCAUGCACAGAAGCACCAGCAGCAACAGCCAGAGGCAGAGGGAGCCUGCCGACCCCCACGGGCUGAGGGCUCCAGUCACAGCUGGCAACAGCAAGAGGAGGAGCAGCGGCUCUUCCGAGAGCGAGCCCGGGCCAAGGAGGAAGAACUGCGUGAGAGCCGAGCAAAGAGGGCACAGGAGGCUCGUGGGGACCGAGGGCCAGAGCCAGCCAGGGCUGGGCCCAGGGCAGAACACCCAAGAGGAGCAGGGAGGGGUAGCCUCUGGCGCUUUGGCGAUGUGCCCUGGCCUUGCCCUGGAGGAGGGGACCCGGAGGCCAUGGCCGCAGCCCUGGUGGCCAGGGGCCCCCCCUUGGAGGAGCAGGGGGCCCUGAGAAGGUACUUGAGGGUCCAGCAGGUCCGCUGGCACCCUGACCGCUUCCUGCAGCGAUUCCGAAGCCAGAUUGAGACCUGGGAGCUGGGCCGCGUGAUGGGGGCUGUGACAGCCCUUUCUCAAGCCCUGAACCGCCAUGCAGAAGCCCUCAAGUGACCCCAGAGAAAGAGUGAGAAACUGCAGGGAAUGCAUCCUUAGAGGCAGGGCAGUAGUGAGGGGAAGGUCAGGUAUGGGGACGAUGAGGAAGAGGCUGAUGCUACGCAGCAAAGGAUUUGGGGUGGGAGCGAAACUUGUAACGAGUGGGAGUGGGGAGGAUAUGGGCCACCACCACUGCUCCUUGACUCCUCCAUUUCCUAAUAAGACCUGGUUCCACAUCUCA
Mustela erminea (ermine) is the source of this 1557-nucleotide messenger RNA. RefSeq names its product NFKB inhibitor like 1 (gene NFKBIL1). Bases 258 to 1334 code for a protein of 358 amino acids. The transcript has 5 exons. Gene Ontology annotation, molecular function: protein binding. Lineage: Eukaryota; Metazoa; Chordata; Mammalia; Carnivora; Mustelidae. Gene Ontology annotation, cellular component: nucleus. Gene Ontology annotation, biological process: canonical NF-kappaB signal transduction; negative regulation of toll-like receptor signaling pathway. The record is from RefSeq and is a predicted model, not a curated record.